AUGGCCGUCCUAGACAGCUACCCAGGCUUGGAGGUCGAGAUUCUGGUCAACGGGACGCCUCUUCAGGAGUACGUCGACCCGGAUGAGGAGGCCGUCCCUGACCGGGUCCUGAAGUACAUCGAGGCGACUUCCAAUGCCACAUUCGAGAUCCGCUGCCGUUUCACCUCGGCCUUCGUCUGGAAGCACGAUUUAUCACUCGAUGUGUACACGGAUGGAAGGUUUGCCUGCGGCCGUAUUGUUUACAAGCUGCGGAACCCGUCUGAUUACACUACAACAUUUACCGGCGUCCGGGAAAGGAACCGGGGGAAAUGCUAUGUUCGGCCUUUCUUUUUCUCACAGCUCAACAUUGGUGAGAGCGAUGCCGGCAUGGCCAACCACGAUCUGCAAAACGCUAUCAAGUGUAUAGGGGCUAUUGGCAUCAGCGCGACGUGGGUCAAGGUGAAGGGUCGGCGACGUAAUGGGUCCGCAAAGACGAGUGCUGCUCUACUUGGAACUGUGUCAGAGAAAGCCUUAAAAGGCAGGGCGGUCUCUCAUCAGACAGGUCUAUUGGAGCGGAAGCCGACAGCAUCCUACAAAACUCGUUCGACGAAAGCGAUUGGGAAGGAGUUUGCAACCUUCAAUUUCAGGUGCAGGUCUAAAGAGGCACUUAAGGCCUUGCACAUCAUUCCACGCAGCCCGAGCCCGAUACUUCUCGAACUUAGAGACACCGACACCCUUACAUUCGAAGAGGCUAGGGAGCUUCUCCGGCGUCAACGGGAUCGUGAACGCACGGUUCGAGCAGUAAAGGAAGAAGGCAACCGGAAGGUCAAGAGAGAGCGGCCAGAUGGUAGCGAGGAUCUAGUUGGUGGUGACCAGGGCGAUGAGGUGUUGUUCGUAUCAGCGAAGCGCCGCCGAACUCACGCCGUCAUCUCCAAUGAUGACCAAAUCGACGUUAUCGAUCUGACCUGA
This is a messenger RNA of Westerdykella ornata, 948 nucleotides long. RefSeq lists its product as uncharacterized. Lineage: Eukaryota; Fungi; Ascomycota; Dothideomycetes; Pleosporales; Sporormiaceae. Bases 1 to 948 code for a protein of 315 amino acids. The transcript is spliced from 5 exons. The record is from RefSeq and is a predicted model, not a curated record.